Numida meleagris (helmeted guineafowl) is the source of this 2189-nucleotide messenger RNA. It is a transcript of the gene DRC10, whose product is annotated as IQ motif containing D. The coding region runs from base 560 to 1861 and encodes 433 amino acids. Gene Ontology annotation, molecular function: protein binding. The record is from RefSeq and is a predicted model, not a curated record. Lineage: Eukaryota; Metazoa; Chordata; Aves; Galliformes; Numididae. The transcript has 4 exons.
CCCCCCCGCGCACGGGUUGCCUAGCGACCGGGGGACUCCAGCGGCGGUGCGGUCCGGCCGGGAGUGAGCGAUCCCCUGGGGGAGCGCGCGUCGAUAGCGCCCUUCCCUCGGCAGGAGGCUGCACGGAUCUGCGAGCCCUUUCCCAAAGUCUUCCGUGGACUGCGGAGCUACAGUCUGAUCUCUGCCUCAGCUGCUGCUUAGGAGCCGGGAGCUCUGACCCCACCGACUGGGAGCCCCUUUCCUCCCCCCCCCGGGUGUGCUCGUGCCCCUGGGUGCUUGACAGCCUCCCUGGGACAGGGCCAGCCCUGCUGACAGCCCCGUGUCCUGGUUCUGUGCCCAGAGCCGGGAGAACCCCGUGUCAUCUGAACUCCACAAACACCCCAAUGGCACUGUUUUUCUCUAAUACUCUCAUCACAUUUUCCUUUUAGAGAUAAAAUCUACAAAAGAGGAAUUUGCACCAGAAGCAAAGACCUCCACGGUCUUUGAUUGAGGGCCUUGCCCUGUGUAGGAGAUGCUCUGUCCCUUUUAGACCUCAAAACACUCGACUCCCAAGAGUUUAAUGGGAGCUGUGGCAACAGGGAGUCCAGCUGUGCUCCAAGAAUCAGCGCAGGACACGAAGGAAAGAAACACGUUCCUGAUAAUGGGCACAGCAGUUCCAAAGAAGGCAAUGAUCACAGGAGAUGGCGCGAAGAUGUUAGAUCCGCGUUGGCUGAAACCUAAUAGCAUUGAGACCGAAAGAAUCCUAUCUGUCUUGGAUGAGACGAUUGCCAAGUUGGAGCUGAGCUGCUUGAUCCCACGUAUUAUCGGCUCUCUGGACAGGUUUGCUGAUCUGCUGGGACCUGAGAUCACAAGCAGCCUGAUGGAGUACGGGGAGCUUUCCAACCAAAUGGAGCACCUGCUUGUCACUCCUGAAGAAGAGGACACCACAGAAGCAGAAGAACAAAGGGGCUCUCUCCACUUGCUGGAACAACAUCUGAAAUGUUCUGUUAGAAAUAUCCUGAGACUCUUGUUGGCCAUCCCUUCACUUUGUAAGGCUCUGAAGUAUGAAGCUUGGGCAAGAGAGCCAGCAGCCGAAGCAUUUAUCAAAGCCUUUGGGGAGUUCAGGAAUUUUAUGCUUGAGCGACUCCUGACUAGUCCCACGGAAGAGGAAAAAACAGUUCAGCUCACGGAAGACAUCUCCCUCCGGAUCAGCAAGAACACUGAAACAAUCACAGCUUUACAGGCAGAACUGGAGGCAGCAAUCAGGACCCGAGAUGAGGAGAUUCUGAACAAGGACAAUAUGAUCAAAGAUCUCAAAAACAGCAUGCAAGUUCUUGAUGAAUGCUGCAAGGCCAAUAUACUGCAGGCCAAGUGGGAAGGUGAAAAACGGCAAAAAGAGGAGCUGCGAGCUUCCCAGGCCAGGUGUGCCAGGCUACAGCAGGACAUUCAGCAGCUGGAAGCACAGCUCAAUAAGCUGGUGCUGGAGCAUCGAGCAUCAGAGUUGGCUCUCAGAAAGAGAAAGUGCAGAGUGGAAACAGAAAUUUUGAACUGGGUCCAGACAUAUGACGCAGACAUGGCAGAAAAACAGGCUGAGUUUGAGAAGGUUCAUGCUGCCUAUACCAAGGAGAAGGCCGAGCUGUCCCUGCUGAUGGAGAAACAUGCUGUGCUUCUCCAAGAGUAUUCCCAGAUUCAGGAGGAGCGCAGGAUAUAUGAGGAGAAGAAGCAGCAGGCUUUGGAGAAAUUGGCUAUCAUGACCCUCGCUGCCACCCGCAUCCAGGCCUUCUGGAGAGGCUACUUGAUCCGGUCUACCUUCAAGCCGAAAAAGAAGAAGAAGAAGGGCAAGGGCAAAGGCAAGGGCAAAGACAAGAAGGAAAAGAAAUAAUCACAAAAUCUAUUUUCUCUCCUCUCAAGGUAGCUGGCUCCUCUGAAACAGAGCAUUUCCAGAUAAAAGCGUUAGGGUUGAGAUAGCGUUUUCAUUAAGGCCCAAACUGUCCAGAGCUGGAGUUACCUCUCGUAGUUUGAGUACAACAAAGUAUUGGCAUGAAGACAUGUCUCACUGUUUUACGUUUAGCUUUCCUAGCUCUAAAAGAUGGAGGAGGUCUCCUGGGGAAGGGACUGGGCCAGGAGUACCGAACACUGGCUUCUCUCCAAUUCUUUUGUUACUGAAGGUGGGAAUAAAAUCAUUCCUAAGGGGAGGAUGAGGCUCUUCA